Bombina bombina (fire-bellied toad) is the source of this 1287-nucleotide messenger RNA. Its product is annotated as caspase-1-A. Gene Ontology annotation, molecular function: cysteine-type endopeptidase activity. The record is from RefSeq and is a predicted model, not a curated record. Gene Ontology annotation, biological process: proteolysis; regulation of apoptotic process. NCBI's taxonomy places the organism in Eukaryota, Metazoa, Chordata, Amphibia, Anura, Bombinatoridae.
UCCCUCCCAUUUUUUUUUAUAACUUCCCUUCAUAGUCAGCAACAAUAAACCAGUACCUUUUUCUUACUUCCUGCAUAUCUCAGCCAGUGCGCGCUUCUAUCUGCAUACACAUUACUGUGUUAACCCUUACAGAGCUCUGCAGACAUGGCCGAGUUAUUACAAAGCAAACGGACAGAAAUAAUCAACUCCUGUACCUCACCACAAAUUGAUGAUCUUCUGGAUGACUUAAGAUCAGAAAACAUAUUUAGUAAAGCAGAGUUUGAAUGUAUCAGAGAGGGAUAUUCCAAACCAAAAGACAAAUGUCGUACCCUGUUAAACAUGGUGAUCAAAAAAGGAGACAAAUCCAGCAUCUUCUUGCUUCAGAGACUAGGACUAGCAGAAACCGCUAUACCUCCCGUAUCCAAUGAGAAACAAAAACCAGAAGAAAACACGAUCUCAGUUAAAACAGGAGAUGCUGGAGAAAUUGAAAGAGUUUGCUGCUCGGGAAGAACAUUUGGAUUCGGAUAGCACCUUCAUAGUUAUAAUGUCUCAUGGUGAGAAUAAUGGAAUCUGUGGUGUAAACAGUGAGAGAGAAAAAAAUAAAGAAAAGGAACCUGACAUUGUUACUGACCUUCUGUGCUUAAAUAAAGUCUUUAACGCUCUUAAUAACCAAAACUGUCGAAAUCUCAUGGACAAACCCAAAGUCAUCAUCAUUCAAGCAUGUCGUGGACAUAAUCCUGGCACUGUGUUGGUUAGUGAUUCUAUGACACAGUCUGAUGAUACGUUGUUUGAGAAUGAUGCAACACGUCAGAUUAAUAAAGAGUCUGACUUUAUCUGCCUAUAUUCCUGCACCCCAGACACUGUUUCUUGGAGACAUCCAAAAACUGGUUCCUUGUUCAUUCAAAGUCUGAUAAAAAAAAUGAAUGAGACUUCUCAUUGUAAACCACUGCAAGAGAUAUUCCAGGAAGUACAGUUUUCUUUUAAGGGUGAGUGUCAGAUGCCCACUUUAGAAAGAACCACAUUGGUGAAGAAGUUUUACCUGUUCCCUGGCCAAUAACUCUAUAUAUGGUAUAACAAAUGGACCCAUAUAGUAUGGGCAUACAAUCAUACAAUCUUAUUCAUUGUUCUGGAAAUGUGAAACAGAUUACAUUACAACUUUGAAAUGAGAAACCAAAGAAUUAAGUUUACCUCCUGACAAGAUUUGGAUUCAUUCUAAUUUUAAUUAAGCUUCUUGCUUCCCAAGCAUUUUUAUUUUAUUUAUUUUUAAAUCACAAACUGGCACAACAUUAAAAAUAAAAGCUCUUUGAG